AAAAAUCAGCAAUGAAUAUUUGAUUCAUAAAUUGACCAAAAAACCCUAUAUCUCUUCCAAAUCUUUUGGAACCCUAAUUUCUACUUUGUCAAAGCGUCAGCUAAAAUUUCCUUCCAUCCUCUUCACGCAUUUAAGUCAAACCCCAUCACACCAACAACUACCAAAACCCUAUGUGUCAUUAGGGAUUAGCUGUAUGGCAGUAAAGCUGGAACUAAAAUCCCCAAUUCCUUCAAUCCAAAACCCUAACUUCCAAAACUCUCAAAUCGAAUCCGCCCCAAACCCACCACAAAAUUCAAUCUUUUCAAAUACCCAUUACACCUUUGAUCCCAAUUCCACUAUCUCUUCCUCUCUAAACCCAUCUUAAUGGCCACAGACGCCACCGCCAAGUUCCAAAACCCGGACUUUCUUCCGGUUCCACAGCCCCCAGAUUUCCACCCAGAGCUCAAUGUUUCAACCCACGAUGGCCUCCGCUAUUGGCAGUUCAUGAUUGCUGGUUCAAUCGCUGGUUCGGUUGAGCACAUGGCCAUGUUCCCGGUUGACACAGUUAAGACCCAUAUGCAGGCUCUCGGGUCGUGCCCGAUUAAGUCGGUCGGUGUUCGACAAGCCCUUCAGUCGAUUUUGAAGUCAGAAGGCAUUGCUGGGCUCUAUAGAGGCAUUGGUGCAAUGGGUCUUGGUGCAGGACCAGCCCACGCCGUGUAUUUCUCGGUUUACGAGAUAUGUAAGAAGUAUUUCUCCGGUGGGAACCCGAAUAACUCGGCUGCACACGCCGUCUCCGGCGUGUGCGCCACUGUUGCCAGCGAUGCCGUGUUUACGCCCAUGGAUAUGGUGAAGCAGAGACUGCAAUUGAGUAAUAGUCCAUAUAAGGGGGUGUGGGAUUGUGUGAAGAGGGUGUUGAGUGAGGAAGGUUUUGGAGCAUUCUACGCAUCAUAUAGGACCACGGUGUUGAUGAAUGCGCCGUUUACUGCAGUGCAUUUUGCCACAUACGAGGCUGCAAAGAAGGCUUUAAUGGAGAUUUCACCGGAGAAUGCAAGUGAUGAGCGGUUGAUUGUUCAUGCCACUGCUGGGGCUGCUGCUGGGGCCUUGGCUGCUCUAGUGACAACACCGCUUGAUGUGGUCAAAACCCAAUUGCAGUGUCAGGGUGUUUGCGGAUGUGACAGAUUUCAAAGUGGCUCGAUUAGAGAUGUAUUUCAAACAAUAAUUAAAAAGGACGGAUACAGAGGGCUCAUGCGGGGAUGGAUUCCAAGGAUGCUUUUCCACGCUCCUGCUGCUGCUAUCUGCUGGUCCACUUAUGAAGCCUCCAAAACCUUUUUUCAAGAACUAAAUGGGAGCAGUAAUAGUGGCAUUGUCACCUGAACUAGGGCAUUCAUUAUUUUGAUGUUGCAAUUUGGAUACCUCCAUAUAGUUGACAACUAGAAGUCUGCUUUACAAGAGUGAUGAGCAAGCAAGACGAGGCAUUUUUUCUAAUUACCUGGCUGUGGUCUAUAUCUUAAGUUGUUGCAGUCAGAGUAAUUGGUGAGUUGUAGAAUCCAUUUGCGUCAUAUACAUUGUCAGUUUUAAUAAUCUUAUUGAUAAACUCUUUUAACUAGUUUCCUUGUUGAUUAAGACCCCCCCCCCCCCCCCCCCCCUCUUAAAUCAUUACUGUGAUUUUUUUUUUUUCAUUUAAAUUUUGGCUUCAUAAUUAGUAAGGUUUAGUGAGAGCAGAAAGUUAAGGGCGGUUGUAUGUUAUCAGCAUUUCUUUUUAAAAGAAGUUAUUGAUUCGUGUAACGUGUUGUAUAAGCUAUCACUUGUCAGAUUGUUACAAUCUUUAUGGUAAAUUUCAGAUAUUUUGUUUU
Molecule: messenger RNA, 1832 nt
Organism: Quercus robur (English oak)
Lineage: Eukaryota; Viridiplantae; Streptophyta; Magnoliopsida; Fagales; Fagaceae
Exons: 2
Coding region: 364-1353 (329 amino acids)
Biological process (GO): iron import into the mitochondrion
Cellular component (GO): mitochondrial membrane
Molecular function (GO): ferrous iron transmembrane transporter activity
Source: RefSeq, a predicted model, not a curated record